This is a messenger RNA of Ciona intestinalis (vase tunicate), 693 nucleotides long. RefSeq names its product transmembrane protein 126A-like. Gene Ontology annotation, biological process: mitochondrial respiratory chain complex I assembly. The record is from RefSeq and is a predicted model, not a curated record. Gene Ontology annotation, cellular component: mitochondrion. NCBI's taxonomy places the organism in Eukaryota, Metazoa, Chordata, Ascidiacea, Phlebobranchia, Cionidae.
AUGAAAGUGCUAACAGACACUUUUCAUAAAAGUAAUGAUGAAGCUUUUACCUACGGUGGUACCCGAAAAGGAAAGUAUACAAACAUUCAUGAGUUAAUAGACUACAAACUAUCUCAGAUGAGUAAAAAUGAAAGAGGAUUCUUCAAUUAUUCAUUGUUUGGUCUUUCGGGCUUUGGUGUCGUUUCAGCGAUUGUCAUCAACAGUUUGUUCCGUAAAUCUUUAAUGGUGUAUGAAGGAGCGAUACUUACCUCAACCGUUGUACCUGUGCUUAGUUCUGCAUUUAACCUUAGUGCCCAAUCAGCCUUGGUGCAGACACCUAUAGUAAAGGGAACUGCAUGUUCUGUAUGCGCAACUGUUCGCGGAGGGGCCGUACAAACGAUAACCACAUGUUUGGUUCCUGCAGGAAUCUCUGUUGGCAUGGCUGCAGUGCUUGCUGAAAGAUACAAAUCAGCAGAAGUGCCUUCAUUUGGAUUUCCUCCUGACAAACAUUUCCGUAGUUUUUGGGCAAAAAUAUUUAAACAGGUAUUCCGUAAAGCCUCUCCACUAAUAUUUCUACAAGCAUUGCUUGGUGGGGUGGUUGCAUAUAGACAGCAUCAAAUUAUUGAAAAAGCAAAGAUGACCAUUACGAAAGAGGAGCUUCAAGAUUUAUGGCAAGAAGCAUCAAGAAAUAUAUCUGUUCUUCAGAGCAGUUGA